Messenger RNA from Emiliania huxleyi CCMP1516, 606 nucleotides. RefSeq lists its product as hypothetical. The record is from RefSeq and is a predicted model, not a curated record. The transcript has 2 exons. Gene Ontology annotation, molecular function: nucleic acid binding; ATP binding; RNA helicase activity. Lineage: Eukaryota; Haptophyta; Isochrysidales; Noelaerhabdaceae. The annotation marks the transcript as partial.
UUCGGCGCGCUCGGGCUGUCGCAGGGCGUGUACAAGUCCGUCCUCCGCAAGGGCUACCGCGUGCCCACUCCCAUCCAGCGCAAGGCGAUCCCUCCGAUCCUCGCGGGGCAGGACGUCGUCGCGAUGGCGCGGACCGGCUCCGGAAAGACGGCGGCGUUCCUGCUGCCGAUGUUCGAGCGGCUCAAGGGGCACUCGACCACGGUUGGCGUCCGCGCGACCGUCCUCUCCCCGACGCGAGAGCUCGCCCUGCAGACGCACCGCUUCUGCGUCGAGCUGUCGCACUUUGUCUCGCCGCCGCUCCGCUUCUGCCUGCUGGUGGGCGGCGACUCGAUGGAGGACCAGUUCUCCCUCCUCGCCGCCAACCCGGACGCCCUCGUCGCGACGCCCGGCCUGCUGCAGCACCUCCUUGCACCCCGGAUGAUGCUCUCUCUCGGCCGCGUCGAGUACGUGGUCUUCGACGAGGCGGACCGGCUCUUCGAGAUGGGCUUCGCGACGCAGCUGCACGCCAUCCUCGCCUCCAUGCCGGAGGGGCGGCAGACGUGCCUCUUUUCGGCGACCAUGCCGGCCAUCCUCGCCGACUUCUCCCGCGCGCAGCUGCACGAGCCG